CAACCACAGCCUCGCCUCAGUAUCGAUCUCAGGGCGGGCACUUGCUUACAGCCCAGCGGCCGUGGUCUCGGUUAUAUAGUGGUGGAACCUUGUUCACCUUUUGUCUUUUCAGGGAUAAAACAGGGAUCAAGAUAUCAAGUGCGGAUACAAUUUGAUGUAGAUUGGGAGAUUUCUUCAGACGACAUCUCCCACGGUCAGUUGAUUCCAUUUUUAUUGCUGGACAGAGACGCACGCUAGCUAGGAGCCAGCGCUGAUGUACAUAUAUUGAGAACUGUGUGAAAUGUGUGUUUAUGACCAUCGCGUUAUCACAUUGGUAGCGCAGUUAACCUCUUCAGAUUGCUAGGUAGAUGAUUAUCUGUGGCGGGUUUCCGUAUGAUACUCUCUCCGUAAAAAACAGAGAUAUACCAAUCACGGACAACUUGGAUUUUUGACGCGUGCAGGUACGAUCUCUAUUUGAAAAUGAACGACACGCUCUGUGCUGCCCACGACGAGAUAAUCCAUUGCACGGAGGAUGACGGCCGGCCUGGAUGCCCCUUGAAGACUUCCGAUGUAGUCGUCAUCAGCAUGUUGGCUGUAUUCAGCGUCGUCGGAAUCUAUGGCAAUGGCAUCGUCAUCUUCGUCUACACAAAGAAGAGGGACAAGCUGACCUCGUCCGUGUUCAUCCUGGCGCUCGCCGUCUAUGACUUUCUGACCUCUUCCGUUAUAAUGCCCUACACUGCCAGUAUGAUAUAUCUUAGGUUUAUGAUUUUGUAUGACCCUCUGUGCAAGAUAUAUAUGUUCCUUAUAACAUUCAGCGUCCCCCUCUCUGCGUUUCUUAUGGUAGCCAUAGCUGUGGAUCGCUACCUCUGUAUUUGCCACCCGUUUUUGCAUUUGAUGACCAAAAAUCGGGCAAGGGCUGUCAUUGGAAUUCUGUCAGCGUUCGCGGGUUUGCUGGGUGUCCUGAGUUGUCUAGCCUAUUCUGUCUAUCAGUACAGGGAUCCUUUCCCAGACGAGGACAACUGUACCAUCUCAACCGACAGUCCAAUCAGCAACGCUACCUUGUCGACGACAGCGUAUCCGCCUAAGCCUGUUGUUUUAUUACCGAAAUAUAAUGGACAGUGUGAUUAUCCGGGAACUAUUGUUACUAUGGAGUACCUGACGACAUGGCAGAAGAUUUACUCUUCGUUUUAUUUAAUACCUCUGAUCAUUGUGUUGAUAUUAUACGUCAUGAUUUAUCACUCUGUCACCAGACGGCGCUCCAAAAGAAGGAAACAAAAGGCCCUAAAUAACGUCAGUCUCAAAACAUCCCUUAAGGAACCCCAAAAGCCGACUCAUCCCUCGCCGGCCUCAUCUUACACGGUACUCUCAUCCAACGAUAACAACGAAAACAACAGAGAACACGUGGCACUCCAGGUAGAAAUGUAUGGAAACGGUGUGCAUUCACUAGCUGUGGACAGGGCUUCCGAAUCGAUGCCUCUCCAGCCACAACACAAACGCCGCACUAGCGGCGAUGAAAACCACCACCCCCACCAUGAACAUUCUCAUCAUCACCACCAUCUCCGUGAUCACGACACGAUCGCAAACAUAAAAACAGCGCUGAUGCUUUUCAUCGUGGCUGUUGUGUUCAUCAUUGCCUUUUUCCCAGCCUGGUUGAUGGCACUUGGUGCGAUUCCGCACAACAGCAUCGUUUUUUACAUGUACUUUGUCUAUAAUAUCACUAACCCUAUCAUUUAUGCCUUUAUGAAUCCAACAUUUAGAAGUGACGUUAAGAAAAUAUGUCAUUAGACAGUAAUGUUAUUGUGGACAUCUUUAUAUUAUUUUGUUUUAUUUAUGGGGCGUGAUUUUGUUUUAUGAUUCAAAUAUUGUUACUGUCCUUGGAAGGUUGAUGAAAACUGGUCCCGGCUUUAUUAACCUUCAAAUGACUGAAGCUAGUGAUUGUUGUCAGUAUUAUGGAAAUAUCCCCUAGUUGUUAUGAGUCGAUCAUCGUUUUGUGUAGAAAAGGAAAUAAAAUCAAUAAAUAAAAAAAUAUUAAU
Molecule: messenger RNA, 2012 nt
Organism: Magallana angulata
Lineage: Eukaryota; Metazoa; Mollusca; Bivalvia; Ostreida; Ostreidae
Product: neuropeptide FF receptor 2-like
Exons: 2
Coding region: 460-1764 (434 amino acids)
Biological process (GO): neuropeptide signaling pathway
Cellular component (GO): membrane
Molecular function (GO): G protein-coupled peptide receptor activity
Source: RefSeq, a predicted model, not a curated record